Molecule: messenger RNA, 564 nt
Organism: Dentiscutata erythropus
Lineage: Eukaryota; Fungi; Glomeromycota; Glomeromycetes; Diversisporales; Gigasporaceae
Source: the annotation of a GenBank genome assembly
AUUGUUAUUAUGGAUCAAGACAAUUCUUCUACGUUUCAAUAUAAUUCAGAAGAAGAUACUAAUAAUUUAUUAGAAUCUAAUUCUGAAUCUUCAUUGCCUUAUAACCUUGAAUGCUUUCCUGAACAUUCUACAUCAUUAUAUACUUCUGAAUAUUCAACUUCACCAUACAAUUCUGACCAAUUUACUUCGAUAUCAGAUAAUCCUGAAAAUCUUAUUUCACUGUUAGAGAAUUUUGACUACUCCGAUUCUUCAAAUAGUAAUACUACACAAAAUACUAAAAAACAUAAGUCAGAAUUUAUUAUAUCACCAAAUAAAAAAUCAAGACCUGAAAAAAGCCGGGUGUGGCAUCAUAUGAAAAAAGAUAAAAUUGUAAAAAAAGAAACAAUAUGUUUAGUCCCAGUUAAACAGAAUGAAAAAAUAGAAAAAUGCGGAGAAACAUUUGCACUUAGUACUAGUACAAGCACUCUAGGAUCUCAUUUACCUCAAAAAGAUCCCACACAACCCACAUUGUUAGAUAUAAUUAAAAAACCACCACCAUUACUUUCUAAAAAAAAGAUAGAUUAA